GAGGACAGGGUGGCCAGCCCACCUGUGACUUCCGCGCCGCCACCAUCAGGCCUGGGAGGAUCCAUGCCCAGGAAUCAGCCCAGUGAUGGGUUGUGCCACCAUGGCGGUGCCAGCAGGCGAGCGAUGGUGAAGCCAGCACACCAUGUACAGUGUGGAGGACCUGCUGAUCUCUCACGGGUACAAACCACCCCGAGACCUCCCAGUGCCACGUGGGACGAAGGCUGAUGGGCACGCACAGGCGAAGACAAGGACCAGAGGCAGCCAAGGCCUGCAGAAUGGGUGUGAGGAUGGUGCUGCUGCCCUGGCUCCAAGCAGGCUGGCCCCGGGGCCAGGCCCCAUGAGGGCCCCUGAGGCCCACCGCAGCACACCAAGGUGCCACACGGAGCACCACAGGACUUCUGUUUCCGGAGCUCCAGAGGCGGGGUUUUAUAACCAGCCUGCCUUAGCAUGGUCCUCUCAGCCCCAUAUCGGUCAUGACCAGGCCUGUCGGAGAAGAGGUCAGAAGGCCAGCAGCUCGCUGGGCCCGCGAGACCAGGAUGAGCUGGAGAGCAGAGGAAUGGCCCAAGCCCGCAGCCUGCCUGUCCCCGUGAGGGAGGGCCCAUGGGAAGUCGGAGGAAGGACAGAGCACGUGAUGAAGAAGGCAGUCUGGGAAGAGGAGCCAAGGAUGUCAAGUACUGCUAAGUGGCAGAACACGAGCUUCGGGAGCUGGGACCAGCCGAGGAAGUUAGGGAGGCAGAUGUCUGAUGGUGACGGGGAGAGACUGUUUCAGGAUCUGUACCCAUUCAUUCAAGGCGAGCACACACUGACUUCUCAGAACAAAAAGAAAUCCCAGUCACUACCUCGAGUUCUCUCCCCCGAGAGCCUGAGUUCCAUGGAAAUCCCCAUUGAACUAAAUGUUGGACACUUACCAGGUGUUCCCAGAGUGCCCCCGUAUCCUCCCAGUUGUGCACCCCAUUCGGAAUUGACCAAGAACUCUGGGAAGGCUGGCUCCUCGGCCCCCUUCCCCCGGCCGAAGUUUGGGAGACCUCUCAAGCCCCCGUCAUACAGCUCACACCCACAGCCCAGGGGCGGGGAGCUCGGCAGCCUCCAGGACGGCCAGCAGACGGACCUGCAUGGCCCCUGCUUCCCCAGAGCCAGCGAGCCCAGGUCUGAGCCCAGUGUGCCCGACUGUAGCCUGGAGCCCCCAGUUUAUGUGCCUCCGCCUUCGUACAGGUCGCCCCCCCUGCACAUCCCAAAUCCCUACCUGGAAGAUACAAUGCCCAAACACACGAGUGGUGGCCACGGCCCACAGAACCAUCCCACUGAAAAGCCCGGGGCCAGUGUCCCACUUCCUUCUGGCCUCCUCAGAACUGGAAAUGAAUACGGUGCCAGCCCAGGCUCUCCCCGAAGUCUCCAUCCACACCCUCGUCCUGUUGCCACCUAUGAAGGCUCUGUUCAGUACAUACCCUUUGAUGAUCCUCGGAUUCGCCAUAUCAGACUAGCUCAGCCCCUGGGUUUUGGUGAAGGAGUGAAGCCUGACGACAGACCUUCUGACACCUGUCCUGUGUCUCUCCCAGAGCCAGCUCAGAGGAAGAGGCGCUGUGACGGUGCCAUUCUCAAUGCACAGAGCCUGACACUCACAUCAGGGAACGAGAAGGGCCCGGCCUGGGUUGACCCUGGCCCACAGUGGCUCUGGGGCCAGCUCCCAGGGGGUGGAGAGCAUGCACACUCCCCUGACCAAAGGGACCACUGCUUCUCGAGGGGACAGCAUGGCCACACAGGGAGCCACAUUUUCUCCUCAGACCCACAGGGUGAGAGGACCUGUGAAGCCCACACCAAGCUCAGAAUGUUUGAAACUGGGAUGCAGACCAAGAAAAGUUCAAAGAAAAAAGCAAACGAGACUAUAUUUUGUUUGGUUUCUAUCCCAGUUAAAUCAGAAUCCCAUCUGCCAGAGAUAGAUACGAACAACAAUGACUUAAAACAGAGCGCUGAUAAGAAGCCCGGGCUUGAUAAGAGCCUGGCCUUGCAAGAACAAAGCCUCCUGAGCAUGUCUUCCACUGACCUGGAGCUGCAGGCUCUCACGGGAAGCAUGGCUGAGAAAACAGAGUUCCCAAUGCAAGAUCUUGGGGAACCAGAAGGGGACAAACAAACAGAUGACCUCAGAUUCGUCCACCUUGCAGAACACAGAGCGCUCAAGUACUCUGGCUCAUGGCCAGGGCACCAGUAUAGGGACCAGCAAACACAAACCAGCUUCCCCGAAGACUCUCAGGGCUCACAGCUGCUGCCUGCUGCAAGGCCGGGGGAGCUGAGUGAAACGGCCCCGAAGUGUGUGGACCCCACUGCCUCCGGCAUUCAAGGGCAUGCAGCCCCAGGAUCCAGGGACCCGAAACGGAAGGCACACGGCCCUCACCUGAAGGGCCAGAUGCCCCUGAGCCCAUCCAGCCACAGUGCUUUCUCCAGGACUUCCCCGUCCACCACUCAGGCCCCUGUGCCCAGGGCUGGCCAGGGUCAGCCCUGCAUGGAUGUCUGUGGGCAGGGAGCCAGCCCGGUGGCCAAGCCCGAAGUGGUGAAGGGGGAACCCGCUGCGGGCCCCUGCAACAGCAAGCAGCUGUUCGGCCAGUUUCUUCUGAAGCCGGUGAGCCGACGGCCCUGGGACCUGAUCAGUCAGCUGGAAAGCUUCAACAAGGAGCUUCAGGAGGAGGAAGACAGUCCUGAUGGCAGCAGCGGCGGCAGCAGCGAGGAAAACGAGAUAGAACAGCGACUGGAAGACGAUGUCGGUGCUGGUCCGAAGAGCUGGGGCUUCCAUGAUGACAGCCGGGAGAAGAGAGUCGCGCCGGGGCUCCUGGUGCCGGAUGACCCCGGGUGUUGGUCAGGAAGGGCGAAGGGCCGGUCUGAGAGCGGGGACCUGAGGGCCGGCCUCCCACUGGCCCGUCCUCCGUCUCCCAGCUUCUCGCAGGUGCAAGGGGGCCAAGGUGAGCUUUUCGGGUCAGCAGGUAGAAGUCUGGUGACAGAGACUUGGAAGCAGGAGAUUGUCAACGGGAUGGAUGAGCUUUCAGUCAGCCCAGGGCCCAUGGAAACAGCGGUGUCUUCAAGACCAGGACACACAGAGCCAGCGCCCCCGGCCUGGCUGGCCGCCCCGAGGGGCCCAGCAGAAAGUGAGAAACUGGGCAAUGCUCUGGGUUCUGUUCUGCGGCUCAGAGCGGUUCCCCCAGAGGAGCGGGCUGCAGGGACCCCGCUGACCCUUACUGACAAAAGCAGAGGCCUCUCUGCGCCGGACUUACGGUCUGUGGGGCUUGUGACCAGACAAGAGCCCAGCGCCAGUGAGCUGGACAGGCCUCCGGGUGAGGGAAGCGUUGCGGACGUCCCCCCAAGCCCCAGCGAGUCGCUGCAGGCGCGGGCAGCGCGGAUCCUGGGCAUCGAGGUGGCCAUGGAGGCCCUGCUGCCGGGUGCCGGAGCUGCAGGCCCGAGCCUGUCACCUGAGCUGGACGCAGGUGCCCGCAGCCUGGAGCCGCCCAGGGACGGGCCCCUGCCCACGGUGAGCGCAGAUGCCUUCUAUGGCAGGAGGAAGUGUGGCUGGACCCAGAGCCCACUGUUUGUUGGGGAGAGGGCGCCCCAGGCUUCUGGGCACGCAGCUGUGGACGGGGUUCUCACCAGUCUGGAGCCUUGGGCUCCGGAGCAGGAGGACACGGGGCCUAAACCAUCCUUCCGGUCCACACUGUUCCACGCCAUAGAAAGGACCCCGAGUGUGGCAGGCCUAGAGAAGAGACUCCGAAGCCCUUCCAAAGUGAUUGAAAGUCUGCAAGAGAAACUGGCCUCGCCGCCGAGGAGGGCAGCCCCUGACCGCCUGAUGAGAAUGAAGGAAGUGAGCUCGGUGUCGCGGAUGAGGAGUCUCAGCUUCAGGAGCGCAGACUCCGCAGAGGAGGCUGAGGACACGAAGGCCGCGAGGGGCCAGGCCUGGCAGCCCCUGAGCGGGGGAGCCCGGGCGGGGAGAGCCGGGCAUCUGCCCUCCCUGUCCAGGGGCAGCAUCUCGGGGGAAGAGAACGGGCCUGCGGCAGCCGCGAGCAGGAGGCCCGAGCCUCAGGACUUCUGGUGCCCAGACUCGUACGACCCCAGCAGAGUGGAGAGAGUGUGACGAGGUGCUGGUGAAGCCCAGGACUGCCUUGGUUUGCUAACUGAGUGUUCUGUGGUCCAGUCUGUCCUCCCAUCUGGCCCAGGCAGGAGCUGGAGAUGCUGGUUUCCAUGCCCCAGUCCCCCUGCCCGCCGUCAGUGGGAAACUUGCCGUCCGUAUCGAGCUGCUCCUGGACAUGGAGCUCAGUCUGUUGAAAGCAUCUGUUUUUAUAGCAUGAAGAUCUAAUGCUUAUAUUUAGAAAAGCGUUUCACGCAAAGCCCACUGCCUGAUGGACGUGGCCAUGCUGGCCAGUAGCUCGGUGUCACUCUGUCUCUGUGAGAACUGGAAUGCAGACGGUGCAACGAGUGUCUCUGAAGAGACCACGAAGGCCCAGGUUUCGGGUCUGCGCUCAGGCCACGGCCCGGACAGUGCGAGUAGGUGAGAGUACCUGCCGCUGGGCCUCCUGCCGCUGGCCGUGCCCUGAGGGAGGUCUGGAGCAAGGUGACUCUCAGACUGUCGGUCGUAAACGGAGGAGCAGCGUUCGUCAGGCAGGGGACCGCUGCGGUCAUUUGCAGCAUGCCGUAGUCUGCUUUGCACUCAGCGUUGUCUAUUUGUAUUUUCUGUAUGGAUGUUUAGAAAUUCUUUAUAUGAAAAAUAAUUGCUGGUUUAAAAGAGACCAUUUUAACAAAGUGACUAUAUUUCUUUUUACAAAGUUGCUAUUUUUCUAUGAUGUAAACAGUUGUUAGGCGGCAGAUUUUUAAGGAAGUGUUACUUUAUUUAAGAGUCUAUGCUUUGUGUGAAGGUUCGCUUUCACGUUAAAGCCCAAUGUCCCCACCCGUUCUCACCCUGACACUUUUAUUUCAUUUAGGAAAUGUCAGUAUAGACUUUUCACAGAGUUCAGAAACUUUUUGCAAAGAUUUUUUUUAAAAAAGCAAUAUAGCUAUAAGGUUAUAUUUGAAAACAACCCUCCAGCCAGCAUCUUGCCAUCUCAACUAGAGUUACCAAAAAGACGACCCCCCUCCCGCCCACGCUUGUGUGUCAGGGUCUGCCUGGGAGCCUUUCCUCCACAUCCCUGCCCCGUCCCUCUAAAGAGGUCUGUAUUUUGUAUUUUUAAGCUAGAGCCAUCUUGACCCAGCCCUGCCUCUGUGUGCAGGUGCUUGGCACAUGCACGUGUAUGCAUUGGAGAAGCAUCACGAGGCCCUGUAUCCGACUGUGUAAUACCCAGUUAACCUGCACAGUUUGUGCGUUUUCAUGCACCUGUCACUGCUUUCCACAUAGGGUACCUGGCUAGCUCACAUUCUCUAAAUAAUCCCUCAUCUUCCUUCCUUCUCCCUGCUCCUUUCUCCUCUCCCCAUUUUUAUUUUAUUUAGUUUAUUCCUGGACAUUUCAAAUUCCUAAAAUGUGAACUCUUGGCCACCCUGUCCUUUGGUCCUGAGCUGACGGGUUGGACUCCGAGGGUCCACCGCGGCCCUGCUGUACCGGCGGUUUUACUUCCCGAGGGCCCCAUGUUGGUGGGGGUGGUAAUCGGUGGGCUUUGGGCAGUGCUGACAGGCCUGUCCAGUCGCUCGCCUGGCCUCGGCCCCCUCCUCCUCCACCUAGGCGUUUCUUGAGAACCCAGCCCUGGUGAAGUUGGAGUAGCCACAGUUGUCAGGGCAGCAGAACCAGGGCCCAGUCCCUGCCCAGGACUGGGGGAGGUGACGGCUCCUUCUUCUGUGCCUUGGGGAUCGCUGCGGGUAUCCAGCAGCCAAGGAUGGGCCAAACUUCCACUUCCCUCUUAGGAGAAGUGAAAGAAUGUUCUGACUUCCUCUUAGAUUUUGUGGAUGACAUUUAAAGACCCCUUUUAAAUAGAAUAUGAAAUCAUACGUUAUUCCUCAGGAGAAAGAGAAGGAUACUAUGCAUGUCGCAAACAGCCCCAAAUAGAGUGUUCUCCUGCUUCGUUUUAUUCUAGAUCGCUGUCUCGUAUCUUCCUGAAUCCAUGCUGAAGUUUGUUAAAAUCACUCAUUUAAACUUUAAUCUUAACUUUUUCUGGAACCAAGCCUGUAUGUCAAUCUGUAGGAGGGAAAAGGUGACUUUAAGAGUUCAUAAUUUGAAAGUUUCACUUGUAAAUUUCAAUGUCCUAAGGUAAAUAAUAUCUUUAAUGAGAAAUGGAUUUCCCAUAAGUUUUUAAUUUAAUACUGCUUUUCAUUAUUUCUGUUUCUCAUAAGUAUAAAACUAUGGCUGGAAAAAGUGUUCAUAUUCUGUGUUUGUCAUUGGUUUUCUUGUACACAUGAUUUCCUAUUGGCAUUUAAUAAUUGGGAGCUUGUAAAAUUAAACUUCUAAUUUUGGCCAUUUAAACUAGAAGUUGUCUGAGGAAGUACAAAUGCAGUGUAGGCCUGGAUUUGCAAAAAGGAAUGAUGGUAAUUUGGCUCUAGUUGCCUUUGUUUGAAGAAAAUUUCUGAGCAGUUGAAAAUGAAAUGUGUUACUACUUUUCAGCCCUUUGUUUCUGCAAACCCCAGACAACUCCCUAAAGAUACAGCUUGUCUGAUUGGCGCUUCAGGAUUAUUUCUGGGUUGUUUCUAACUGGAUUUCUCUUUCAAAAGACCCUAAAAUGGGGUCUUCCUGACAGGAAUCAGCGGUCUAGCUUUUGGUCCGCAGGAAAC
Fukomys damarensis (Damara mole-rat) is the source of this 6726-nucleotide messenger RNA. RefSeq names its product junctional cadherin 5 associated (gene Jcad). Lineage: Eukaryota; Metazoa; Chordata; Mammalia; Rodentia; Bathyergidae. The record is from RefSeq and is a predicted model, not a curated record. The transcript has 5 exons. Gene Ontology annotation, cellular component: adherens junction; ruffle membrane. Bases 143 to 4111 code for a protein of 1322 amino acids. Gene Ontology annotation, biological process: positive regulation of blood vessel endothelial cell proliferation involved in sprouting angiogenesis.